AUGUCCCCUGUCCGGGCAGUAGGCAGGCAUCUCGGCCCAGGACUAGCCAAGGGGACCAGAGGUCUGAGAGGACCUGGCAACCUCCAGCAUGGUGUCUUUGGCUUCUUCCAAAGGCUCCCGGCCUUCCUUCACGUGCAAGCGAGGCUGGACUGCUGGUCAGGCCGAGCACGGAGGCCGCAGGGGCUUAGGGAGCUAGCAAUGGCCGGAGGCCCACACUGUGGACCCUCCUCUGGGAGCUUGCCCACCCUGGGGAGGCCUAGCGCGCAAGCACAUCAGGCUGUGCAUCUUCCGGAGGUGGUAGUCGUAGCCCAGUUUUCUCUGCUCUAUGCUCAAGGUGAAAUGUGGCCUAACUCAAAAGCCCAGGAUGACUUAAGGUAUCUAAAUGAGAAUUCACAGUCAGGAAGAGCAGAGGAGAGAAGAGAGGAGAGGAGAGAAGAGGAACACACAGAGGGAGGGAGACCAAACCCCCUCUUUGCAGCUUUGAAAGCUUCUGAAUUUCAAGCAGAAAGUAGAAGGAGCCCCACACAGCAAUAUUCGUCUUUUCUUGGGCUGCGUGUGCAGAGCGUAGACAAUGAAAAUUUCCAUCCCCCUCCCCCAUGCUCGCUAGUCUACAAGAUUUUUGUUUCUUUCCUUCUCAACGAUGGAAGCUAUGUAGAAUCAAAUAUACAGAUACGCGCAUUCAUUUUUUUAAAGCACAGCCUAACAAACCAAACGAGCUGCCUGCGGAUUAUCCAAACGCGCACCUGCUGGGAGCGUUCUGGGGUCUCUGCACAAAACCUGCUUUUGAGCUCUUUGGCUUCCUCCGAGCUGGAGCCCGUCCUUCCCCCUGGCCCACUCUGCCGCGCAAGGGAUGCUGUGAAAAGAUCCGCUGCCCACCGCCUGCGGCCCGCUGUCCAGAGGGCUCCGCCCAUAGAGGUCAACACCCCUCACUCUUCCUUUUUCCAGCUCGCUCUCCCUCCGCCGAGCCCAGACUCGGUCCUCGUCCAGACUUUUGCCAUAGAGUGCAUAUCUGCUGCACUGCCCUUAACCUACGCCCGGAGCGGGCUCAGACCCGAUCUCUGUUCUCCAGAGCCUGAGGAUGCCCGAACAAGCAGCCUUUUCUCCCUGCAGUAAAACCAUAGCCAGACCAGAUGCGCCCCAGCUCUCCCGGGACUUGGCAGGUGCUGUUGAGUUAAUUUUUCCGCCAUACAAAGAAGGAUAACCUAGCCCGCCCUGGGAUUCUGAUCUUUUCCCAAAAUUUCCCAACCAAAAUCGGGGUAUCAGAGGCAUAUCAGUGUGCUUGUCGGACCUACAAACACGCAUGCUUAUAUUCGCUUUUAUCUGCUAGAUUUCUUCUCCAGCAGCAGGAGA
Molecule: messenger RNA, 1350 nt
Organism: Microtus oregoni (creeping vole)
Lineage: Eukaryota; Metazoa; Chordata; Mammalia; Rodentia; Cricetidae
Exons: 4
Coding region: 1-1113 (370 amino acids)
Source: RefSeq, a predicted model, not a curated record